AUGCCACCAAGAAAAGGACAGAAAAAUCGCUUCCCUUUGAAUGAAUAUAUAGAGAUUAAACGGAACCAAGAUGCUCUUCUUGUGUCUGCCCUUGCCCGUGAUAAAGAGUUUACGAAAAAGGCAAGGAAAUUAAAGCGCCUCGAGUCAAAGGUAAACAACAUCGAAUAUCAAAUACUUGAAUCUCCUGAACUUGCACGCAUACAUCUUCAAUUGUUGUUAAGAGAAAUAAAAUAUAAAUCAGAAGGCAGUUAAAUUGCCUUUUACCUCUAAAUACGUUGAAAUGAGCAAAUAUUUUGGAAAUUUCCACGAAAUGACUCGUUUUCCUUUGAUUUCAGUUAAACUCGGCUAAUACUGUUGUGUUUUAGGCAAAAUUGGUGAAUGAGGAUAACAAAAAUGUGAAAGAAAAGGUCAGUACCUUCAAUUCAUGUGUACUCUUUUGAAUAUUAUAUUCUUGGAGAAAGCUAUCUCAUUCCAUGCGAACAGUUUAUCAAUAGAGUAAUUUAUGAUUUACUCUGGCUGUGAAGUUAUGCAUUGAAAUAAAACUGAAGAUUUGCAUGGUCAAAAUUUUUUGUCUUCCUCAGAUCUCUGUUACAGACAACAUUGUCGACAGAAGGACCCGCUCUCCAACAAUUUUGGGAGAUGAAGGGAAGAUCUCUGGCCCUGGCCGUAGUGCUAGACGAAGGAGGCUACAGACAUUAAAUGCUGCAAAAAUGUUGCAUGGAGCCACUGCUGAGAAUAUGACACCAGCUUAUGCAGGUCUCAUAGCAGUUUUGAAUGAAAGUGCUCCAGUGUCAGUAUUGAGUGAUGCAAUAAUAAAAUGUGCUAAGUUCACAAAGAAAGUCAUUCCUAAAAUUGUGAAACAGAAGAUUAAUAUUUUUGAGAAAAGCCAAACAAAUUUUAUUAGAAGUGUAAAUAUUUUGUACAGGGGUGGCAUUACAAGCAAGCAGAAGUAUAAUUCAAUAAGGUCAUCAUUAACAAUGGGCUUAGAUGAUGCUGGGGUUAAAAGGAAGCAUAUUGAAUUCAUGAGCAACAUUCCAGUACCAAAACUUCUUUCUUAUAAAGAGGUACUUAAAAAAAUUAAUGAAAUAGACAUAGGUGAUUUACAUGAUGUAGGGGAAACCCUUUGCAAAGGGCUCAAGGAAGAAGAUAUGGUUGAUGGGAAGUACAGGGACCUUUUAAAGCUAUUGUUGAAAAUGGCACAGUUUUAUCUCAGUGCCAACAAUUACAGGAAGGAUAAGCUUAACUGGUUUGGGAAGCAAGAGGGAACUUUUAAAGUUGCCAUAGGGGGUGAUGGUGCACCCUUUGGAAAGGAUGACCAAGCAUUGGCUUGGUUAGUUAGUUUCCUAAACUGUGGUCAGCGUGUGUGUAGCUCUGCAGAGAACUUUCUCUUAAUUGGGGCCAAUUGCUCUGAAGACUGUGAGCCUGUUCGCAGAUAUGUGGUUCUGCUUGAAAGGCAAAUGACUGAAAUUGAGGGGAAAAUGUUUUUAGUAGAAAUUGAUGGUAAGGAGAAGUUUGUGUCCUUUCAAUUUGAACUGUUACCAAAUGACAUGAAAUAUUUGGCUUUUCUAGGAGGAGAACUAAGUAUAUCUGCCUCUUAUUUUUCUCCAUUUGCAGACAUUAACAAAAAAGACAUUGCCAACACUCAAGAAAAUUUUGGUUCAAAACCACAAGACAAAUGGCAUCCAUGGAAAUAUAGUCAAAGACUUAGAGUGGCAGCUGCUGUGAAAGAGAAGAAAGAAGAGGUAAGUAAAACAACUCUGAAACCAGCCACAAAGCGUGAGAAAAUAACAUCUUUCAUCUCACAGAAAAAAUCCAGGCAAGAGUUUCUUCCUUUGGUUGGUAAAUUUAUUGAUAGGGCCAAAGCAGAACCCCUUCAUUUGAAGAAUAAUGCUUGGCAACAAUGGAAUUCAUCUAUCUUGAUGUAUUCUUUGUCACGCAGUCAUCUUGGUGAAUGUGAGUCUAUUUCAGAUGUUUCUCCGAACAGCUGUUUUGGUAAGUAUUAUCAUACCAUUAGAUUCAAUGUGAAAGCAACACGCUUGGCAAAAAAGAUCAGGAAGUGGUUUGCAGGUGACAGAACAAAGAAUAAACCCUUGGAAUAUCGCUUUACAGGUAAAGAGUCGCGUCUUUUUUGUCACAAUUUCAUGUAUAUCGUUGAAAGUCUGAAAACUGAUGAGGAUCAGAAUGUUCACACUUUCAAGUUACAUGUUUUUGCCUACACAGGAUUGAAUCUAAGAGAUUCAGUCUCCCUUUUUAGUAGGAUCUCAAUGUCAAGUGAGCAGGUUCAAAGUCUCAGUCAAGUUUGUUCCAACUAUUUCAGAGCUACUGCACUCUUUUUAAAGAGUACCCCUACUUCCUGGACAAUUGGCCAUGUAGUGCCAGUUCAUGCCCAGCAACUCCAGGAAACAUUAGGUUUGGGCUUGGGAAUAAACACAAUGGAGGGAAGGGAGGCAAAGCAUGUUACUCUUGCCAAAUUUACCAACAAUGCCCAGUAUAACAACAGAUGGAGUCAGGUUUUUAAGCAUGAGUACAUUUCAUUAUUCUGGUUACGAGAAAAUGGGUGUGAUGAAACUGUGUACAAACACACUUCAAAUGUGUAUAUACCUAAGAGGUGUUUCACCCAUGACUUUUGUUACUGUGGUCUCCCCAAAGAUGGUAAUGUAGAGAAGUGUAGUUUUUGUUCCCAGCACUUUCAAAAAUUAGUUUCAGACUGUGUUCUUCAAGGGAAAACCACACUUGAAGCUAAAGAGGCAAUUAAAUAA
Messenger RNA from Pocillopora meandrina, 2759 nucleotides. The record is from the annotation of a GenBank genome assembly. Lineage: Eukaryota; Metazoa; Cnidaria; Anthozoa; Scleractinia; Pocilloporidae.